This is a messenger RNA of Cheilinus undulatus (humphead wrasse), 1626 nucleotides long. It is a transcript of the gene trmt10b, whose product is annotated as tRNA methyltransferase 10B. Lineage: Eukaryota; Metazoa; Chordata; Actinopteri; Labriformes; Labridae. Gene Ontology annotation, cellular component: nucleoplasm; nucleus. The transcript has 9 exons. Gene Ontology annotation, molecular function: tRNA binding. Bases 164 to 1090 code for a protein of 308 amino acids. The record is from RefSeq and is a predicted model, not a curated record. Gene Ontology annotation, biological process: tRNA N1-guanine methylation.
GUACGUUAUCCCUUUUGAGCUUCAAAAUUACACAUUCUGCUUUUAAUUUAACAGACUAGAAGUGCUGACAUGACUAUUUUUAGACGCUUCGACCUAAAUACACGAGCAGGCUUUCUACAAGUAGAUGUGAUGCAUUAUCAGCUGCUCAGGGCAGGAUUCAGAAAUGGCCCAGAUUGUCUCAGAUGUGGAGCUGAAUGAAAUUUCAGCAGAGAUGGAUCUACUUCAUAUUGAUGUUGAGACUGAUGUGGUUGAAGACAGGCCAGGGAGAGAAGAUGCUGGAUGUUCAAGAAAUGUCCUGAGGAAGCAGCGAAACUGGGAGAGGCAGCUGGCAGCAAAGAAAAACAAAAGGAAAGAAGAGAAGCAGAGGAGGAAGCUCAACCGUGAGCAGGAGUCUGGUGCAACUGCAGAUACUCCUCAGUUUACCAAACGAGUCAUGAAAGCGAUCAUUAGAGAGCGUUUGGCUGAAGCUCAGUCCACAGGGCUCAAACUCUGUGUUGAUCUGAGUAUGACAGACAGCAUGUCUGACAAGGAGGUGAGUCGACUGGCCGGCCAGUUACGAAGGCUAUACGGAUCAAACAAGAAGGCGAUUCGACCGUUUCAUCUUUUCCUGACUGACCUGAGAGAGGAUAGUCGUCUGUACAGGGAAUGCAUCCGAAUGAAUGACGGCUUUCUUAACUACAUGAUAGAUGUUACAGAGGAAAGCUGUCUGGACCUUUUCCCUCCAGAAACAAUAGUCUACCUCACACCAGACGCUGAAGAAGCUCUACUAACUGUGGAUGCUGACAAGGUGUAUGUCCUCGGUGGCCUUGUAGAUGAAAGUAUCCAGAAGAAGCUGAGCUUUUCCAGGGCCUCAGAGCUGAGGGUUCACACAGCUAGGCUUCCCAUAGACGAGUACAUGGUAAAGAAAAACAACAGCAAGAACUUUCACUCAAAGAUCCUUGCCAUCAAUCAAGUGUUUGACAUCCUGUUGACUUUUUGCAACACGGGCAGUUGGACAGAAGCCAUGCACACGUGGUUCCCUCAAGGCAAGGGUUAUGUUGUGGCACAGGAGGAUUCCCAGCCUCAUCCUGAGUGUCAAACAAGGGCUUAAAGCCCUACAUUGAUGAGUUGUGAUUGGACAUCACUUUGUAUCUUCAGCUGCUGAUGGGAGCUGGAAGGAUGUAAAAAGUCCCAGUUUAAAUCAAAGAAGUACACAUAAGUUUUAAACCAAAAUGUUUGAUGCUUGAAAAUGCCUAAUUUUCCCCUAUUGAUUUUUUUUUUCAACAGAACACAUUUGAACUAUAUUUAAUUCUUUAAAAUGGCUCAAAUCUUUUUUUUGCAUAAUUAUCUUCAGAUCAGAUGUAUCUAUGCUAUUUUCUGUGACAUCUUGCAGGCAGUAUCUUUUAUUUUUCGUACAACCUUAAUACCUAUUUAAUCCUAUUUAUAUAUGAAAAUUUAUUCAACAUUUCUGUAUCCACAUAAUUAUGUCAACACAUAAUUGUGUAUUUGUAAUCUUGAUUGAUCACCUUUUUAACUUUGGUAACAAACAAAGUAGUUGUUUCUCAUGACAAUGUGGACACUUAAUAUCUGAUACCUUAACAUAUUUUUCUCAUGUUUUCUGUUUGUUAAUUAAAUUGUUUUUUGAUA